UUGCUCUCAUUCUUAAGAACCAAGAUUGUGCUUCAACAGCAGCUGUGUCCUGAUCCUCUUGUCUUAGGUGUAAGGAGUUUUUAGCUUCCUGCUUAUGUUGUUUUGUUGCUGUUACUUUAGUUCAUCCAUUGUUUAUUAAUAUCUUAGUUAAUUCUUGCGUGCUGUUACAUUUAGAUAUUUUUGCCGGAUUUCCUCCCUGUGUUUCUUUUCGUCUGCUCCUGCUCAUUUUCUCCUCUUCCUCAGCUCUCUCUUUCUUGUUUGGUCUCAGCUGUUUUUCAUACUCACCUGAUUACCCUGCUCCUGCUUGCCCAGCCUCUCUCUUCACUUUCUCCCUCUAUGUAAGCUGUUUGGUUUUCAUUUGUUCUUUGCUGGAAUCUACUGUUUGCUACUUUGCAUCCAAGUCUGAUGCCCUGCCUGUGUUCCAUAUACCAAUUCUGCCCCACCCAAACACACAUUAUGGAGCUCAUAAAAGAUUUGGGCUUAGAGGUGUAUCCACAGUUCAAUGUCGGGAAAAAGGUGCUUCAUGUGGGUGGGCCCACCUGCAAAGUGCGGAUGUACCGGACGAGCAUCCCCGCUCUGUCUCCUCUGUUGCUCCUGGACUUCUCCCAGCUACUGUGGAAGAUUAACAGGCUGUGCAGAACGGUGUGUGUUCAGGAUCUGCUUAGAACUCCCAACGCGGCAGAGCUGGACAGCAUGACUCUGCAUUCCUACAUUGAGAAAAAUGCUUGGACCCAAGAAAUGAAGGAACAAAUAGGAGUGUGUAGCAGGUCCGUCUUUGGUGUGGAACCUUGCCAGAUGUCCUUUCUGUUCUUCCUCAUGUAUGCUGCUGCAGCUGGAGGGCUCCUGGCUCUUCUGGAGAGCACUCCUGGUUGUGCUCAGGAGUUCAAGAUAAAGGGAGGCACCCAACAACUUUCUGAAUGUCUGGCACAGCGGGUUGGCUGGAAGAAUGUUCGGCUGGGCUCUGCUGUGAUGGCCAUAUGGCAGGAUGCAGAGUGGGCCAGGGUCAUGACCACCAACGACACCUUCUUGUGCAGGGCUGUGAUCGUCACUUGCCCCCCUCAUUUGGCAGCAAAGAUCCAGUACCAGCCAGCGCUGCCCAGCAUGAGAGAAUUCCUCACCCAGAACAUGCCUGUUGGCCAUAUGAUGAAGUUUAUUGUUACAUAUCAGACGGCUUUUUGGAAAGAGAAGGGCUUCUCCGGGGAAAUCGUGGCAGGGUCGUCCACCCAUUGUCCGUUCUGUGUCACCUUUGACGCCACCAGCCCACGUGGGAGCCCGGCUCUGGUGGGCUUUAUUUCUGGCCAGCAGGCUACUCUUUGGAGUACGAAAGAGGCUGGAGAAAGAAGGGAAGCUGUGCUCUCAAGUCUGGUGAAGUAUCUUGGUCCUGAGGCUGCAUCGUGCAUCCACUUUGAAGAGAAAGACUGGGCUAAGGAGGAGUACAGCGGCGGCUGCCCUGUCAAUGUCAUGGCACCUGGUCUGCUAACAUAUUACCAGCCGAGCCUCAGGAAGCCUUGUGGCAGGAUCCACUGGGCUGGCACUGAGACUGCCACACAGUGGUGUGGCUACAUGAGUGGUGCCGUGCAAGCGGGUCAGCGAGCAGCUCUGGAAGUGCUGGCUGUAGUCUGCCACAUGACCCUGACAGCAGAGGAGAAGGAAGCUCUGAUCCAGGGUCAAACUGUCAGGAGUCCUCCAAAGCAAACCCCGUUGUCUGAGCUCCUCAAGCCACUCAUAAAAAAGUCUGUGGUGAUACCAGUACUGAUGAUAAGUGCUGCUCUCCUGCUGGCUCAGCAUCCAAAUGUGCUGGUAAAAAUCAAAACUUACAUAACAAAUACUUUCUAAACAAGCAAGCAUAAUUCAGUGCUAUUGUAACAAAACCUGUUGGAGUUAUGUCCAUUCCAGCUAGAAAAUUUACAAAACUAAAGUGCAGUCAUGGCCAGGAGGAAUGACUGCUACAAGUCACUCCCUCCCUGUUGGAUGGAGUAAGGGGGAGUGAAGUUUAGCCUAAACCGACUCAGUUAUGGUUGAGGUGCAAACCUGUGCGACCCCUUCUCUUUUCCAAUGGUUAUAAACAGUCUGUCCGAGAGAUGUACCUCCAAUCCUUGUGGUUUUUAGUCUAACAGUGGCUACAACUGGCCUCUAGAUGGACAAACUUCAUCAGUUUAUUAUUUUACUUAGUACCCCUACACAUAGCCCGUUCUAAAUUGGCCAAACUCUAACACUCAGUAGUUAAUUCUAACCUCCCCAACAACCCCACACUUUGAAGUGCCUUGAAACGACAUGUGUUGUGAAUUAUAAUAUAAAUAUAAAUAAAAUAUAAAUAUAUAAAUAAAACUGAAUUGAAAAGUUUAAUCAAAUAUGUUGUGUUUUACCAGCUUCAGUUUUCAUGUUGGUGUUUGUCAAGUUUAGAUCCAUGAAAUUCUAUUAAAGUGCCUGUGACAUGGAAUUUUUAUGAUAAAUCUAAUAAUAUAUGUGGAAAGGAAACAUUGAUAAAAUAUUUUGAAAAGUUAAUUGAUGCUGCUAAUAUGAAUAGUUUCUGAGAUACAUGGUCAUAAAUUUCACUCAAAAGACACAUCCAGACCACUCUUUUGCGAUUUUGUGGCGCUCUUUUAUGAGGUGAAUGCCGCCUGUAAACUGACCGCUGCUACAAUGGCUGACAACGAAGACCGCAGUGAAGAAUCCGAUGUUUCUUUGGAUAUAUUUCAGUCACUAUCAAAGAGAGACGAAGCAGAGUCAGAAGAAGAAACUCAGCUGUCAUCAGUGGCAGAGCCCAUUUUGGGUGAUGCUCCUUAUAUGUUGGAGAUGCUAGCAGAGACAACCGCGCCACCUGGCAGUGAAACAAGCCAUGGCGAAGCUGAGCAGUAUGGAGUAGUAGCAGCAGACACAAUGGAUGAUUCAAUGGUUUAAAAUUACCUGGUGUGUCAUUUGUUUAAACUUUAUACUAGAAUCAUUAGAGAAACAAUGAUUUAUAUAUAUAUCUAUAUAUAUGUAUUGUAUGGGUGUGUAAUUAAUUUUAAUAAUAAAACUUUGGCUUAUUAUUAUUAAUAAUAAUAGAAAUUUAAUUUUGGAUUUUUAAUUAUUAACAAUAACUAUCAACUACAUUUGCAACAAGAAAGUUUUCUUGAUCCGUUUAGCUACAGCAGCAACAACCUUUUCGUUGGCGAAUGUUUUUCCCAUCAGAUGCUCUGAACAGUGUGGCUACAGCAUCUGCUUCAACAUUGUCCUUCGUCUGUCA
Molecule: messenger RNA, 3229 nt
Organism: Girardinichthys multiradiatus
Lineage: Eukaryota; Metazoa; Chordata; Actinopteri; Cyprinodontiformes; Goodeidae
Product: probable flavin-containing monoamine oxidase A
Exons: 11
Coding region: 406-1836 (476 amino acids)
Molecular function (GO): oxidoreductase activity
Source: RefSeq, a predicted model, not a curated record